GGUGCCGUUCCAUUUAGCCCAACCAUUCCCGUGUUUCCCGUGGGACAUGGCCACGGAGUCCCUGGCGGAGGUCCCGGUACCUGGCUGUAAUUGCUUCUGGUACUUGGGUGUGGUAGCGGCCGUCUGGUGGGGGCUGAGGGCUGCAUGGUGCUUGCUGGACGGUGCCCGGGUCUGGGUACUGGGGAGUGGAGCGCAGGUGGGCCCCAGGAUCGGGAAAUGGGCAGUGGUUACCGGUGCCACCGAUGGGAUCGGAAAAGCCUAUGCUGAAGAGCUCGCAAAGCGGGGAAUGAAUAUCGUUCUGAUCAGCAGAUCUCCUGAAAAACUCGAAGAGGUCGCUAAACAAAUAAAAGAGAAAUUCAAGGUGGAGACGAAGAUCAUUGCGGCGGAUUUUGGGAAACCCACGGAAAUCUACGGGCGGAUAGAAUCGGGCUUGCGAGAUCUGGAGAUUGGCGUCCUUGUUAACAAUGUUGGCGUUUCUUAUGAACACCCAGAGUAUUUCCUCGAAAUCCCAGACUUGGAAAAUACCCUGGACAAAAUGAUCAAUAUUAACAUUACGUCAGUAUGUCAGAUGACGCGCUUGGUGCUGCCGGGAAUGCUGGGAAGAGGCAGGGGCGUCAUCUUGAACAUCUCCUCCGCCAGCGGCAUGUAUCCCGUCCCCUUACUGACUGUGUAUUCGGCUACUAAGGCGUUUGUGGAUUUCUUCUCCCGGGGGCUCCAAGCCGAGUACAGAAGCAAGGGUGUCACCGUGCAGAGCGUUCUCCCAUUCUAUGUUGCCACCAAACUGGCCAAGAUCCGUAAGCCGACCUGGGACAAGCCAAGCCCUGAAACCUACGUCCAAUCAGCUCUGAAUACGGUGGGCUUACAGACGCAGACCAAUGGCUACCUGCCCCACGCCAUCAUGGGUUGGAUCAGCACCUCCCUUGUGCCGGUCUCCACCGCCAUCAGCCUGGGCAUGAAGAUGAACAAGGGUCUCCGCGCUCGGUUCUUGAAGAGAGCGAAACAAAAAUAGGAGGCGGGGCUACUGUGGCCCUCGGCACUUACAGCCAAGAGACUGCGCCAACACCACCAACCAAAGGAACCUGCCCAGUCUGCCUUGAUCUCUGAGCAGGAAUGUGCCACCCAGUGUGCUAUGGCAGCUCCCUUCCCCAGAAACUAGUUUACUAACCCACCUAUGCAGGCUGCACAGCUAACUAACUGGAGGGCGAGAUGGGACUGAUCAUGUGAUCUGCACUGUGUAUGGAAUGUUCUACUGCACUCAGCUGUCCCCUGCUCCCUAGCAAUGGAUUAACCCCGAUUAGUAAUAAAUCCGUAACAAAA
This is a messenger RNA of Xenopus tropicalis (tropical clawed frog), 1317 nucleotides long. RefSeq names its product hydroxysteroid (17-beta) dehydrogenase 12 (gene hsd17b12). Gene Ontology annotation, biological process: estrogen biosynthetic process; lipid biosynthetic process; fatty acid biosynthetic process. The record is from RefSeq and is marked provisional. Gene Ontology annotation, molecular function: steroid dehydrogenase activity, acting on the CH-OH group of donors, NAD or NADP as acceptor; acetoacetyl-CoA reductase activity; estradiol 17-beta-dehydrogenase [NAD(P)+] activity. The coding region runs from base 47 to 1009 and encodes 320 amino acids. The transcript has 11 exons. Lineage: Eukaryota; Metazoa; Chordata; Amphibia; Anura; Pipidae. Gene Ontology annotation, cellular component: endoplasmic reticulum membrane; endoplasmic reticulum.